AGUUCGAUUCUCGGAGCGCCCCAUUUUUUUAUUGCUCCUACAAGGCUGUUGGGCUUUCUUUUCUGGAUCAUUCUACUCUUCUUGGUUCACCAUCUGUUUCUAUGUCAAACGGUUACACUGUAACCUGUGGAAACUGAAGCAACUUUCAACUUGGAAACUCUCUUCGUCUAAAAGUCUACACCAAAGUGAAAAGCUUCAACAAACAUCUAGACCAGGAUAAAUGAAAUCUCCUUGAUUUCUUUUAGAGCAUGUUUGAUUCGAGCAAACUAAUUAAUUUGGUGUUCUACAGCAAUUUGCUGAAACUAUUUGGUUUAAAUCCAACAGUUUAUGCUCCCAAAUUUUGAGCUCUUCUCUGUCAUCUGAAUUCUUCUUGCAUUAUUUUAUAGUUUUUUUUUAGAUUUGCUGUUAAUUGGAUUCUCCUUUCAGGAUAAAGAGAGUGUUCGUAAUCUUGUGAAGCUUAUUGACAAGAGCAGUGGAUACAUAUUUGCUGGUAUAGAUGCCAGUGGAAUUCACCAAGAUUGUAGUAUGACAAGUUGUUGGGAUUCUUACAAAUAUCCUUUUAUCUAGUGUAUGUAUGCUCUUAUUCAUGUGGCUUCCGAGAAUCUACCAAACAUGCACUGUCAUAUAUCUUAGACCUAGAAACUAUGCUAUCAAUUCUUAUUAACAAUUCAGUUUGUCACAUUUCAAGUUGUGAAAUCUCACGGCUAUGUCAUUCUCUGGACGUUUUUGGUCCUGAGAUAAAUUCAAGCUCUACCAAAGUUGUUAAUGUAUCAAUUUAAUGAUGGUUUCGUAUGCUUCUCUUAAAAAAUCAGUUCACAGCUGCAGCAGUGCAAGAGAAGUACAUGAAGGAUGAUGAAGGUGAUGAUUGACAGUGCUUUUUGGUGAGACAAUGGUGUGCCUAAUUGCCUAAGCUCUUGUAGUCUUCACCUACAAACAAAAAGUGAGAUAGAAUGAUCAAGAGGAUAUACUGAACGCGGAGAGCUGGUUUUCUUAUGCAAUAAACAUGUUUCAGCCUUUUAUCUGUGGCGCUUUCAAUCAUCAAGAAGAAGAUGAUCAUGAGCUUUGGAGCAGCCCUAAUUCUACACCAAGAAAAUCAAGAAGAAACAGCUUUUGUAAGAGACAAAACAAGGAUAACAAGAACCCUUACUCGAAUCUUGGCCUUGACAAGUUUUCUGCACUCUUAGCUGAACUUGAAGAGAAGAAGCAAAAGAUUUACUCACAAACAGGUUCACAAGAUAUAUCAUUCGUUCGUUUUGUGUACAAGAACUCGACAGAUUGUGUCCCAAUCGUGGUAAAGCUCAAAGACGAAAACGAAGAAGAGAAAAAGAAACCUGUUGAUACCAAAGAUCAUCAGCCUGGAAUGAAUACCGAUUCAGAAGUCUUGGAUAAGCACCCAAUCGAAACCUUAAAUGAAGGGAAAGAAGUAAUCAAGAAGAUAUCAAGAUUGCAAGCAGUUAGUGAAAAGACUGAGAAGAAGAAGAAGAGCUUUUCAUGGAAUAUGAAGUUGCAUAAAUGGAGGCGUCCUUCUUAUUAUUUACCAGCAUUUCUAUUCUUGAUUUUGUUGUUGUUGGUUUUUUUCGGAAGAUCAGUUUCAAUAUUGCUUACUUGUAUUGGAUGGUAUAUAGUUCCUACAAUAAAAGGCAAGAGUUCUGACAAGGUAAGAAGAUCAGUGAAGAAGAAAGAUUAUGUCAGAAAACUGAGUGAAAACCAAUCCGGAACUGUCCGAGACAAGUCAUCCCCGGUACGUGAUCAUCAUCGGAAAAGCUGAUCAAGAAGAUUAUCUGAUCAUCUUUUUUAAUUCUUGUGUUAAUAAAUGUAUUUUUUGUUGUUAUUGUUGUUGUGUUUAGGGAUAGAUUGAGGAAUUCAUUCACUUUGUCAUGUUAAACAGUGUAAAUACUUGUCUGUAAGUUGAAUUAGAAUAGAAAGAAUUCCAAUUCAGGUUGCUUUAUAUGACAUUUUCUUGGUCAUGAAACGUGAUUAUGGGAAUUCCAAAUGUUGAUUUUGAAUAUUCCACA
This is a messenger RNA of Durio zibethinus, 2015 nucleotides long. The record is from RefSeq and is a predicted model, not a curated record. Lineage: Eukaryota; Viridiplantae; Streptophyta; Magnoliopsida; Malvales; Malvaceae.